Zootoca vivipara (common lizard) is the source of this 6528-nucleotide messenger RNA. It is a transcript of the gene KDF1, whose product is annotated as keratinocyte differentiation factor 1. Gene Ontology annotation, biological process: regulation of epidermal cell division; keratinocyte development. The record is from RefSeq and is a predicted model, not a curated record. Lineage: Eukaryota; Metazoa; Chordata; Lepidosauria; Squamata; Lacertidae. Gene Ontology annotation, cellular component: cell junction.
CCCCCAUGCAAACCUGCCAGAUAUUUAAGCUUCUUGACAGAGGCUCUACUCAUAUACCUGUCGGGAAGAGAGGGCAGGCUAGCAGACAGGAAGAAUUAGGGCUUUUUCUAUCGUGGUUCCAUAAUUGUGGAGCUCCCUAACCCAGGAUACACAAUCAGACCCCUUCUUGAUAUCACUUAAGAGGGACCUAAAUGCAUUUUUAUAUUAGUAUUUGUGAGUGCUUUUAUUGGGGAUAUGUAAGAGGUAAGGAGCUUCUUAACUUUUUUCAGAUGGGUGGCUAAUGGAACUGGAUUGGAAGAAGGGAGAGUGAUUUACUGCUGCUAUUGACGUUAGCGAAGUGUUUGACAUCUGUAUGUCAUUUUGAAAUUGUUUUAACAUCUUAGUCGGCUGCCAUGGGGAAGCCGUGUCUCUUUUGUACAGUUACAAACUAAAAGAAACGAAUCCUCUGAAUCUACUUAACAAAAACAAAACUUUCCCUUUUUGUCUUUGUGAGCACAGGAUAUUCUGAAAUGGAUGAAGCAGCUGCUUAGGGUCUAGAUUAACCCCAAAGAAGGCAAAGCAAAAGGAGUCGAAAGGGUGGCAAGUCAUGCUUGGAAAGACACGAGGACACCGCCAAAACAUAAGCAGCUACCACCAGCCCCCUAAAGAUGUUGCGGUGCCCCAGCAGAUCAACUCUCCCAGAGCGACUGACAUUAGCCUGGAGGUGUUCAGUGGCUCUACCCCUGAGCUCAAGCAAACCCGCAAGCCAACACGAGCUGCGAGAAGCCGCAAAGCCGACCCCAAAGAUGCCAGUGGGAGGGAGGGCGAAACGAGUACCUUUAUCCCUGGCGCUGUGGAGGCCCCCCGGCCCCCAUGCUGCCCCACUCUGUCCCAGGCCUGGAGUGUUUACAAAACGAUCUUCUGCUGCAUUGUGACAUGCGGGGACUGCUUCAGGGACUGCCCUUCUAGGAGCCUCUACAAUGAGGCACUGACAGAUGAGAGCCGAGAGUGCAAUGGGCGUUCGCCAAACAGUCCUGCCAAUAGCUCCCCUGCUGAAAAAAACGGGAGCCAAACCGAAAAGAGCACGAUCAAGAGCAGUUUCAGCUACCCAGAUGUGAAACUGAAAGGGAUCCCAGUGGGGAUUUAUACCCCUAGCCCCCACACAGAUACUGAUUCAUGCUACAAAGAGCCUCUUCCGGAGAAGAUAGCCAGGAACAGCAUAGAGAAGCAACCUCUCCCCAGCAGCCAUCGAAGCUCUGAGGAUUACUCCCCCGACGAUUUGGAUACCGACAGUGACAGUGACCCAAAGAAUAGCUCUAUAUCCAGUGGUCGGAUUGAUUACCUGAUCCACAGGAAACUGACCGAGCUCUUCAGCAUUCACCAAAUUGACGAGCUGGCCAAGUGUACGUCGGACACCGUCUUCCUGGAGAAGACCAACAAGAUCUCGGACCUCAUCAACAGCAUCACUCAGGACUAUCACUUAGAUGAGCAGGAUGCCGAAUGCAGGCUGGUCCGGGGGAUCAUACGCAUCAGCACGCGCAAGAGCCGGGUCCGACCCCGCGUUUCUGUCCCGACCCGCCUGAGUCCGGAGGAGAGCAUGAGCAGAGGCAAUCUGCCAGACAGUGGCAACGAGACCAUGUUGGCAUCUGUGCUCCCUAGUGAAGGAGAUUUCCCUGUUCAGAUAUCUGUAGAAACCACAGCAGAUAUGAAAGCCAGGAACAUGCGGCAUGGAGCAUACAGCACUGCUGGAUCUCCCCUGAGCAGAGGCUCUUCUUUCCAGGAUACAGAGACAGAUUCCUCUGGAGCCCCUCUGCUGAAAGUAUAUUGCUGAGAAAAUGGACCUUGGGAACGAACGUGCUAGGCAACGAGGCCACGGGGCAAGCUCCCGUUUUCUAAAUGACAAAUACCAUGCCACUUUAUUUUGUUUGUCAAUUUUUAAAAAAUGAACUUGACUCCCUUAACUUGCAUUUUAAGGGAGCCUCAUAAGCACAUUGUUGUCUAGCAGCAAAGUGACAGGAAAAGGAUAUUGGCACCAGCCAUAAGUUGGGCUUUCCCAGAAUGCUUGGUUUUGUUGCCAUUUUCCAAGAUAGAUUCUGCUGUAAACUUGCCUUCAGAUGACCAAGCUAGUGCCUUUUUCACUACAUCCAUAAGCAACUUUUUGCUGAGGGACGUUAAGUAGCAAUGAUGGGGUUUUUUGCACACAUCUUUCUAAGUGUGAUUGUUCCACUAGUGUAAGGGCUCCUGUUAUGCAAUAUCCCACAUUAUGUUGGUUUGAUGGUGCUUGGAGACCUUGAAGACAUCUUUCUACAUCUGUCAUUACUUAGUACAGUAUGCUUGGCUCAAGAGUACCACAUCUGUGCCUUGGAUGGACUGUGUUGAGCGAGUGAUGAUGAAACCGCCUGCAGUGAUGGCAAAUUGACAUGAAUGAUGGCAAAUCAACUUUCAAGUAGUGUGUAAUCCGUGGCCAUCCUACAGACUUUCCAACUAAGUUAACGCAAGCUGCUUGGAAAACCAGCCAAGACAUGACUUCAUAUGGAUUGCCAACCAUUUGUUGCAGAGCGUUGUUUCAAUCAACUGACAACCAUCAUCCAUGGUUGGAAAUGAUAGCUGGGGUCCUCAAGCAGAUUGGGGCUUGCUACGGAAAACCAUAGGACUCAGCAUCACAUGUCAUUUUCAGUUAUUCUUUUUUUCUAAGCCCAUCCCACUCUACAUCAAAGUUAAGCCUUGGAGGGUAAAAGAAGAAACCAGUUUAUAAACAAGCCAGCUUAUACUAAGCAAAUCAUAGCUUUCAUAGUAAUUGUCAAGCCUCAGAAUGGCAUUUAGAAACUUGAUACAUUUUUUCUCUUAUGGGACGUCAAUGAGUUUGCAAUGGAUGGGGUCCACAGUGUAUCUGGGACAUUUAACUUGAAAUUCAAACUGGUUUGAAAACCAUUUAAGCUGUUUUGCUUCCCUCAGAUAGCAAUGUGAAUUGUUACUAGCAAUCCUUUUAGCAAUCCUAUAGUCUGUUGACAGAAUAAAGGUACCCAGGGCUCCUAUGUUCAGAGCCCUUUUCACCUUUGUGCCUCAAAUUCAGGCUGCUUUGAUUUCAGUGGCAGAAAAGCUGAGAUGUUGAUGAAAUGUUCUGCAACUGCGGAUGGGUAGUUUCCAGCAACGGUUGUGCAAAAGGACUAUCGUCCCUGGAGCUGUUGCCAUAGAGGAUGGCAGCAUCACGCACUGGCCCAUUGGCCGCACUUGAGCUGAUGAGUGUGAUGUAACAUUGGCCUUAGCUGGGUAAGGCAAGCAUGUUUGUGUAAUGUUAUUAAACAGCGGCCACAGUCCAGAGCCCCACAACUCUACAUACUGUUUUUGGAGCUCUUGGGAGGAUGUGUAUGUUGGGGGGGGGGGUGAAAACACAUAACUCUCCCUUUUCCUCACCCCCACUUGCAUCUCAUGCGUGAAUUCCUUCUCCUUUCUGUUUCCCCAACCCCAGUACUCUCACCUGGAGUCUUCCCAGAUUGCACCAAUGUGUGUGUUUUGUUCUGUGCAGAAGACCGCAAGGAAAACCUCAGCCAGGUUAAUUCAUGCAGCUGGUGGCAUUUUGGUGAUUUGCUGUAUAUUUAUCUUCAUUUUUAACUUAGGCUUGAUCAGAACUGUUAGCAGUGUAUAAUUUCCCCUCUUUUAAAUGUGCACACUUAGUUGUCGAUAACACACUGGAUGCACAAUACUGUGCUGAUUUUUUUUAAAUGUGCCAGUCACUCCCCAUUGUUGCCUCUCUCUUUCUCUCUUGCACCUUUCUGUCUCAUUUGUACCUUAACUUGCCUGGAGGGGACAUUUCCAAAUAGUAGUGUGUUUUCUUUGGGAAAUGAGCUAAUAUGGAAAAUCCAUGUCCUUUUGCUAUUUUUAAAAAGCCAGUGAACUUUUAAAAAAUGAUGAUGAUGAUUUAAAUAAAUCUACCCCUCUUCCACUCAUACCAAGGGACUGGUUUAAUCUCAAGGAUGACUGCAGCAUUUAGGAAUGGGUUCCAAUGUUGCCUUUUGGAAAUAUCAUGAACUUUGCAUAAUGUUCUAAUGGUUUGUUUGUUCCACUUGCAAAUAUGUAUAUAUUUUUAUUGAUUCAGUUCACAAAACAUACCCACAAAUUGAGUACAGAACUUGACAGCUGUUCAGGAAAGAAAGAAAAAAUCAGCUGAUGGGUGUGGUCUUAAAACGUUCCAAAGUAGGCAGUCAAAUGAAGGUGCUUCUUCACAAGGUUCCGUGUGUCAAUGGAGGGUGAAAAUCAUGUUCAAUUUUCUUAACAAAGUCAAUAAAAGGAUACCAUGUUGUACAGAAGAAGAUGCAAGUCCUUUUUUUCCAGAUCAAUGUUCCUUUUGUGAGGUGGUUUGUCCAUAAGCACAAUGUCCCAUACUUGCAAAAUUCAAGCUUCAAAAAGUUUUGCAGUUAAAGGCUUUCCAGUUCUUUGCUUAUCACUAAUCAAUUUGCAAUGAAGGAUGAGAUAUUUAUUCAUUGUAUUCUUAAUCUGAUGAGUAAAAUAAAAGGGCUAGUUUUGGGUCUUGUCGUAGUGACUGUCCUGUCAUCUGAUUAUUUGAAAGAAUAAUUUCCCCCAAAAGGGAAUAAAUGGGGCAAAAUGAUUAUUUGGGAACUAAGCCAAUUGCAUUCCUGCCAGCAGAGUUUGGAUGUAUUGUUAAUUUUAUUCAAUCUGACUGGGCACACGUACUGGUGAUGUGCUAUUUUUAGAGCAUUUUCUCAAGCAGGCACGUAGCAAGGGAGGGGCGGGGGCGGGGCGCCCCUGGCUCCAGUCUGGUGGGGGCAGCACUCGGGGCAGUGCCGCCGGCCCCUGGCCCGCCCCUCGCCUCCUCCGGCCGAGCGUGCCGCCACCCUCGCGCGCCGCCACGGACGGACUGCGUAUGUGUGGACAUGUGCAGUCCGUCCUGUUGCAUGCGUCGUGACGUCACAAUGCAUGCACCAGGGCGGACUGCGUAUGUAUUGCCCCGGGCAGCCAAGCAGCACCGUUCGCCACUGUUCUCAAGUCCUAAUUGAGAGAGAUCCAAAUGGUAGUCAGGUCCAAAUUUGUUUCCAUAGUUGUUCCUCUAGCUCUUCUCCACAAUAUUAUUCCCAUUUUAUUCUUGAUAAAAUGAAAUAAGAGGAGAGGUAGCAAGAGGAUUUUAUAUAGUUGGGAAAUGAUUCAUUUUUCCAGUGUGUUCAAAGCUGUUUAGGUUGAGUAGUGUCUGAGCCCUUAGAUUUGGUUGGUUUAGGAAGUGUAUGAUCUGUUGCAUCUGGUCUGGAACCAACCUUUCAAGCAGCAUUUGAUGACCCUGAAAAAUAAGAGCAAAUUCCUAUGGGGAGCAGUAUCGGUUGUGGGUCUGCACAGAUAAGGAAGCCAAAUGCUGUAGGCUUGUGUGUUCUUAAGGAAAAUGCUUCAAAUGUGCCCAAGGUGGAUUAAGUCUCUGCCUCUUUGUUAGAGAACAGAUAGCUUCAGGGGAUAUCAAAGGUUAGAACACACUGUACUUGAUGAACCAGUUUCCCCCUUUCUCCUACUACUAGGAGAAAAAUCUCCCCCCAGCUUUCAUCAUCAACUUCCUCUGCAGAAAAAAGAAAUUUCAAGCUUCUCCCAGUGACUCUCUGAGAUGACAAUAACAAACAAGGAACAGGGUUGUGCACACCAUAAUAAGCCUUGAGCCAUUCAAAAUAAAUACAAGUUGGCUCUCUGCAGUCAGAAGAAAGCACUACUGGGAGUUCAAUGGCAUUUACUCCCAGGAAAUGAUGCAUGGGAUUGCAGUCAUGCUGAUCCUAAUAAAUUGGGCAUUAUGAUAUGUAUUGCUGCUACCCACCCAGCCCAAAGCAGGGGUAAAAUAUAUUAUGAAUCAACUCAGCUGCUUUUCUUUUUGACUCUCCUUGGUAUGACUAUGGGGAAUAAUCAGCUCCUGCUGUUUAAAAUGUUGUCAUGAGCGCUCAUUUUUGUUUCAGUGGAAAGUAACAAUAAAGCUGAGGUGGCCACCUCCUUCUCUUCUCCAGUUCAUUGAUUUCCAUUUUUCAUGAGAACUUAUUAAUGAUUGUUAAUUGGAAGAAUACCUCUGGAGAGUUUACAACAUUUGAUGCUUUUUAACUUACAGCAAAGGUGAGGAAGAUGAGUCAUGAUGGAGGUAUAUAAAAUGUGUUGGAGACAGCAGACACAGCAGCUUUGCUCCUCAUCAAAGCAAAGUUCAGGAAAAUUAAAUGAGGCUGAAUGGUGGAAGAUUCAGGGCAGACAACAGAACAUACAUUUUCACACAGAGCAUAGUUAAACUAUGGAACUCACUCCCUCAAGAAAUAGUGAUGGCCACCAACUUGGAUGGCUUUAAAAGAUAAUUUGACAAAUUCACGACUAUGUCCAAUGAUGAUGAUAUACCUCCCUUCGCCCUAAGGUCUCAGGGCAGGUUACAACAAUUUAAAAUCUAACAUCAAAAUCCACUAUCGGAGGCAGUAAGCUUCUGAAUACCAAUUGCUGGGAAUUGCAGGAGGGGAAAGUGCUGUUGUGCUGACACUCUGCUUGCAGGCUUCACAGAGGCACCUGGUUGGCCACUGAGAAGAGGCU